AGGCAGAAACCUAACAAACCGACUAUCUGCUAUCUGUGAUCAACGGUUAGUCCUCCAGCUACACACGGAAACAUGGGGUCCACCGCUGUGCUCUGUCUUUUAAUGGUCGCCUCUGUCUGUGGAGAAGCUGCAGCAGAAAGAAAUCUAGUAUAUGUGACUGUGUUGUUUCGGCACGGUGACAGGUCACCAGUCAAAGCCUAUCCUACCGACCCCCACCAAGAGAGCGACUGGCCGCAAGGCUUUGGACAGCUGUCACAGGAGGGGAUGAGGCAGCACUUUGAUCUGGGCCAGUUUUUAAGGAAACGGUACAAAGGAUUCAUCAGCGACUCCUACCAGAGACACGAGAUCUCUGUUCGCAGUACAGACUACGAUCGCACCCUGAUGAGCGCUGAGGCCAACCUUGCAGGUCUCUACCCACCCAGUGGUCAGCAGGUCUUCAAUCCAAACUUGCAGUGGCAGCCGAUACCUGUGCACACGGUUCCACUACGUGAAGAGAGGCUUCUGUCUUUUCCUCUGAGUGACUGUCCCCGCUACAAACAGCUGAUGAAUGAAACUGAGCACACAGAGGAAUUUAUCAAUGUCACCAUUAAAUACAAGGACAUUAUAGAGCUGGUGAGGAAUAAAACCGGAUUGAAUAAGACUACUGUGGAAACAGUCUGGAGUGUGUACGACACGCUCUUCUGUGAGUCUCGUCACAACAUGUCAGCUCCUGGUUGGGUGACUCCUGAUGUCAUGGGGAAGCUCAGAGAGCUCAAAGACUUUGGAUUUCAGGUUACAUUUGGGUUCCACAAACAACAAGAGAAGAGCCGGCUGCAGGGAGGUAUGCUGUUGGGUGAAAUAGUGAAGAAUCUUUCCAAGAUGGCCGUCCCAGACCCAGAGCAGAAACUAAAAAUGAUGAUGCUGUCAGCGCACGACACCACUGUAGCCGCCCUUCAGGCCAGCCUCAAUGUGUUCAGUGGAAGACAGCCGCCAUAUGCCUCCUGUCACAUAUUUGAGCUUUACAGGGACGACAACGGCUCUGCUUCGGUGUCGAUGUUUUUCCGGAAUAACAGCAAAGUGGAACCAUACCCUAUGCAGUUGCCAGGCUGCUCCCUUGACUGCCCCCUAGAUGACUUUGUGAGGAUUACCAAGCUCUCUAUUUCAGAUGACAGAGACAAAGAGUGUCAAUUGCCUGCAGAAGGGAGAGAUAAAGAAGUGAUCAUCAGUCUGGUGGUGUCCAGCUGCCUGCUCUUGUUCCUCAUCGUCCUCCUCCUCGGCAUUGUUUGUUGGCGGAAGGAUCCAAUCAGCAACCGGGGGUACCACCAUGUGAUCAACGAGGAAGGUAGAGAGGAAUCCUGACAGAAGCACAAACUCCUCCCUCGGAGAUCUACAAGCCUGGUAUCUUGGGACAGCAGCGAUGACGAUGAACUUUAAACUCUAAAACUCCAGAGAGAGCUUUUUGAUGGUUUCAUCAUCGCGUUCAUUGUGGGACCCACAAUUAUUAGAAUUUUUUUUUAGGUUUUUGUCCAUAAUGACCCCGUUUCUAUCGGGUCAGAGAGAAGAAUUUAAAAAAACAUUUAAACUUCAGAUUUUAGACAAGCACAGCUUUUUCCUCGUCACUCUAAACUAACAUGAGUGAUGAGGCAUUGUUAAGGGUCCAGGUCUGAUUGCUACAUCAAGAAAACAGCAGGGAAAACUUUUGUAUUUUAACAGUUUGGUAAAGUAACUGCUGCGUUCCCACGUCAUCUGAUCGCAUAUCAGCCAAAUGAGUUCAUGAGUUCAACAAAUAUGUCCCAGAUUUCUGCUCAGAAAGACACUGUGUUCGUCAUUCAGUCUGCAUUUUGGGGAUUUGAAUGGCUGCAGAAAAGUUUAGAGAGAUGACGAAAAUAGUUGUGAUUUUAAAUGAAGAAAGAAUGGUCUGGAAACGUAAUGGAAAAUGGUGAGCUCUAGGUAAUGUCAUUGCAAAUUCUUGCAAGAACAUGUAUGUAUUUUUUUAGUGUUUUGCAUCAUGUUUUCCUCCUGGCAGGUCUGAUUGUCCUUAAAAACAGCACAACUAAGACUUAAUUAAGAUGAAAUUAGCUAAAAAGACCUCUUUUUAACAGAGUAAUUUUGUUUUGUAUGCAUGUGAUUCAUUUGUAUGCCCAUGUGUCGGUUUAUUCAUGAUUCACCAGUUUGUGUGUACUGUGUGUGUGUGUGUGUGUGUGUGUAUUGUCACUGAAGCCUAAUGACCAAGCUGCCUUAAAUGUUUUAAAAUUGUUUGUUGAAGUUUUUGAUUUGAACUUCUUCAAACAGGUGCAUUUCAUUUAUCAAAGGAGCAACAGGGUGGUGUUGGACUGAACAGAGAGCUGGUUACAGAGCUACAUGACUGCAAGCAUCCACCCCCCCAAGUGUCCUUCGAACAAGACACUAAAACACCAGCGAAACAGCAAAUAAAAGUCAAAUAGAUAAUUUAGUUUUCUGAGUGUCAACAAGAAUCAAAUGUUUUGUGACAAUAUAAACCAGCUUCUUACAGAUAUAGCUUACAGCUUCCAUUAAUGAUUAAACAUGAUUGCUUUUUUAAUUGUGAAUAUGAACUUUGGAAACACUGGAAACCUGUACAUUUGUGUGUGUUUUUGAAUCUGGAUUAGAUUUGAAUUAUUUAAAAAAUGAAAACCUG
Epinephelus moara (kelp grouper) is the source of this 2635-nucleotide messenger RNA. RefSeq names its product acid phosphatase 2, lysosomal (gene acp2). Gene Ontology annotation, biological process: lysosome organization; dephosphorylation. Gene Ontology annotation, cellular component: lysosome. The record is from RefSeq and is a predicted model, not a curated record. Bases 73 to 1338 code for a protein of 421 amino acids. Gene Ontology annotation, molecular function: acid phosphatase activity. NCBI's taxonomy places the organism in Eukaryota, Metazoa, Chordata, Actinopteri, Perciformes, Serranidae. The transcript is spliced from 13 exons.